Mesorhabditis belari is the source of this 321-nucleotide messenger RNA. Lineage: Eukaryota; Metazoa; Nematoda; Chromadorea; Rhabditida; Rhabditidae. The record is from the annotation of a GenBank genome assembly.
AUGAAAUUCCUUGUUGCUCUCCUCGCCCUCACCGCUGUCGUCUUGGCUCAACGGCCCACCGGACCGCAGCCCACCUCGACGCCGUGCCAGAUCUGCAGCUACGUCGUCUCUCAAGCCGAGCACCAUCUCCGUCGAGGACGCGUCGACGAGGGAGAAUUGCAAAUUAUUCUUCUUGAGGAAUGCGAGACUCUUGAACGUUAUUAUGGUCGCUCAGCUGUGCAAUCUUGCGUUCAAAUGAUCGACGACAACAUCGGCACCAUUCUCACUGACGUAAAUGCAAACAAACCUGUCUCUCAAAUCUGCCAGGAUAUCAAGCAAUGC